Messenger RNA from Aspergillus pseudoviridinutans, 1179 nucleotides. RefSeq lists its product as uncharacterized. Gene Ontology annotation, molecular function: oxidoreductase activity. The record is from RefSeq and is a predicted model, not a curated record. The transcript has 3 exons. The coding region runs from base 1 to 1179 and encodes 392 amino acids. Lineage: Eukaryota; Fungi; Ascomycota; Eurotiomycetes; Eurotiales; Aspergillaceae.
AUGAAUCCGCCUCAGAAAUGUGCUGCGGUUGUUGUGGGAGCUGGUCCUGCCGGUCUGGCCGUGGUUGGAAAUCUCCUCGAGAGGCAGCUUGGUGGGAAAAUUGCCUGGGUUGAUCCCUACUUUCAGGCCGGACGUGUGGGCAGGAAAUACCGCGAGGUUCCUAGCAACACGAAAGUCUCCUUCUUCCAAGCGUAUGCCACAGGUGUCCAGCCAUUCCGUGCAGUCAUCAGUAGUACACGCAUGCCCAAUACUUUCACGACUCUAGCGAAACUUGACCAAGAUCAAACAUGUCUGUUGCAGCAUGGUGCAGACAUGGUUCAGUCCCUAACAGAGGGCAUUGUGAAAUUGGACCGGGUUGUUCAAUGCAAGGGUUAUGUCGUUGCUGCCAAUCUGGCGGAAAAGACUUCUUCCUGGACAGUACGGAUCAAAAGUCAUGGGUCGUCCGAGGAGUUUGAAGUUGAGACACCUAAACUCAUCCUGUGUACGGGGUCGUCACCGACGACCGCUCCGGUCCCUGUUCCUGGGCACAACAUUCAGAGGCUGGACCUUGACAUUGUUUUGAAACCCAGCGAACUCGCCUCGUACCUUCCGCGAAACACGCCCUCGACCAUCGCCGUCGUAGGGGCUUCGCAUAGUGCCAUUCUGGCUCUGCUCAACCUGGUAGAUUUGGCCCGCAGUUCUCAUCCCCAGCUCCGCAUCAAGUGGUUUACCCGGCAUCCCCUUCGGUAUGCCGAGUACAUGGACGGCUGGAUCCUCCGAGAUAACACCGGUCUCAAGGGUCUCGCUGCGGACUUUGCCCGCCAGCAGCUCGAAGAUGAAGUUCUACCGACCUCCGAGGCAGGCCGUUUCAUCAGUAAGGUCGACUGCAGCAGUGGUAAAGAGAUGGCACAGUUUAAGCUGCAGUUACCCUUCUGCACUCACAUUGUUCAGGCCAUUGGCUUCACUCGGGAUCCGCUGCCAGAGCUUUCUGUGAACGGUUCGCCAUUGGAGCCGGACUUUGAUCAUGAAACUGGAGGAUUCUACGAUCAACGUGGACGUCUCGUUAAGGGCUUACAUGGUGCUGGCAUAGCCUUUCCAGAGCGAACAGUUGAUCCUCACGGCAAUGUCGAGUAUGCCGUCGGGUUCUUCAAGUUCAUGAAGUUCAUUAAGCGAGUGUGUCCUCAAUGGGUGGCCGCGUAA